GAGACAAAUGACAGUAAGUCGCCAUAGAGUAUAUGUGCUAUGGGAGUAAUGACUAUUAUCAUUUCAUUAUCAAUUUCAAUUGUAGUGAAAUAAUCUAUUCUAAUAAUCGAUUUCUGCUAAAUAAAACAAUAAAUACGAAAAAUAUAUCUGUGUGACUGUGUUAGUUAAAUGAGAUUUCAUCGUGGUUGUUGAAAGUCAUUAGUGAUAACAAAAUUACGGCGAUGUCUUUGUCAACUAAUUUCUGUUUAGGUUUCCUUACAAUAGUUGUUACUUGUAUUAUUUUAUCCAGCAAUAACAAUGUACAAGCUAGUGAAAAUGAUGCUGAAAGCAUUUCAAAAAUUGGACAAGGUGUAGGUCAUAUUAUGAACAUUUAUUACUGUUAUUCUUGCGGAUACAGAAAAGUUUUUGAAGACUAUGCGGGUAUAAUUCAACAAAAAUACCCUGAAAUAUCGGUCAUUGGAGCCAAUUAUGAUCCUCCAGGUUUAAAUAUGUAUCUAUCGCGAUUGAUUGGUUUUGGCAAGAUGAUACUGAUCAUGUGCAUACUUAGUGGAGUAAACAUAUUUGCUUGGCUGAACAAACCACAGCCUGCUUGGUGGAGUUGGUGCCUUGAGAACAAACUGUAUGCAUGCAUGAUGAUGUUUUUCUUAGCUAACAUGGUUGAGGGACAGUUAGUGUCAUCUGGUGCAUUUGAAAUAUCCUUAAACAACAUUCCACUGUGGUCCAAGUUAGACACAGGAAGAAUCCCACAGCCACCUGAGCUGUUUCAAAUAAUUGACAAUACAUUGCAGUUCUCAAAAAUGGAAUUGUCCAAUAAUAACUUUGUGCAAUAAUAAUUUGAUGUUGCAACUUUGCAUAUAUUGUUUAUAAAUGGGACUGAGGUUUUUAAGAUAAAUAGGGUGAGAUAUAGAGAAUUCAUAAAUUUCAUGUAAUAAUAGGCAUUAAAGUUCAGAUAAUUUAUUAUUGAAAAUAAUGUGUUAGGUACAAUUCUAUUAUGCUUCACAAGCCUUACACAAAUUUUAAGCUAUCUAUUGUGAACAUGUUGUUUCUGAGGUGUAAUGUGCUAUACAUCUAUCCAUACUCUCUUGACCACAAUAAUGUUACCCUGGUUUAGAACUCACAUCAUUGAUACUGUAAUAUGUGUAACAAUAGUAGAAAAUUACAAAUACAUAAAGAAUUAGGUGCUAUUUGUUACAUUUUUCAAUAUUUGCAGGCGCACUUGAAGCAAGCAAAUAAUAAUAGUGAUUGUUUAUCUCAAGUAGUAUAAUUUUAAGCAUGUUUCACAACUAUUGUGACUCAUAAUUUAGCAAUUUUUAUUUCCAAUUUAGUUUUUCUCUGGAAAAUAAGCAUUCAGAAUUUAGUAUGUUUAGGCACAGCUGUUAUUGUUACAAAAGAACCAGUUCAUUGCAAUAAUUGAAUAAAUUAAUAUUUAACUCGUUGAGUACCGUCAUUAUAGACACAAUUAUAGAACAAUAGGUUGCGGUCACCGAUGACCGCUUGGUAUUUGACAGUUUAAUGAAGGCAUUUGUUCUAAGUUUAGUUACUUUUUAUGACUAGAAUACAUAAAAGCAAUUUUUCUUUACAAUAAUAUGUUAAAACUUUGUUUUUGCAUUACAUUGUUGUUGCAUAUAAACCCUAAUAGUCCAUGUAAUUAAUAUGUUAUAAACACCUCUAAGUUACAUACUUUAAAUAUUCUGCUAAGUAGAUGUUUAUAAUAUUGUAAUUUUUUGUGACUCGCUUGUUGCAUUUAGUAUAAUACAAAUGUGUUAAAAAUAACUUGUAUUUUGAGUGAAAAGCUUACCAAUAAAUAGUUUUUGAAAAGUCACAGUAUCAUAAAAACAAAAAAUGAAUUAGAACUAUUGCUGACAUAAUCAUUUAGCUACAUGUAAACAUGUUUUUUUUGCCUCUUCAGUAGGUAUGCAAUGUUUUGAUGUAUUGUUUAAUAUUGUUAAUAGUACAAAAUACUCUAAUUAACUGAAGCUGUUCAAAAUGUCUUAAAUAUCUAAAAUCACUUAAUAUACUAAUUAAUAAUGUUUUUUGUUUAUUUAUCUAGUCAGGAUUUCAGUAAUGUUCAACAAAGAAAACAUGUCCUUACUUUGUGAAACCCUAUUUAAAUAAAAGUUUAAAUUAAAAUA
Molecule: messenger RNA, 2132 nt
Organism: Spodoptera litura
Lineage: Eukaryota; Metazoa; Arthropoda; Insecta; Lepidoptera; Noctuidae
Gene: SelT
Product: selenoprotein T
Biological process (GO): cell redox homeostasis
Cellular component (GO): endoplasmic reticulum membrane
Molecular function (GO): thioredoxin-disulfide reductase (NADPH) activity
Source: RefSeq, a predicted model, not a curated record